Drosophila subobscura is the source of this 1376-nucleotide messenger RNA. RefSeq names its product FK506-binding protein 59 (gene Fkbp59). Gene Ontology annotation, molecular function: peptidyl-prolyl cis-trans isomerase activity; protein binding. The record is from RefSeq and is a predicted model, not a curated record. The transcript has 8 exons. NCBI's taxonomy places the organism in Eukaryota, Metazoa, Arthropoda, Insecta, Diptera, Drosophilidae. The coding region runs from base 48 to 1370 and encodes 440 amino acids.
GCAUUUCCAAAAAUCAAAAGUGCAAAAUCCAUAGAAGCCGAAACAAAAUGCCGGAAGAAACGAAAAAAAUCGACCUGUCUGGAGAUGGUGGCGUGCUCAAGGAAAUCCUCAAAGAGGGUACCGGCACCGAGACUCCACACAGUGGAUGCACCGUCUCCAUGCACUAUACCGGCCGUCUGGUCGAUGGCACAGAGUUCGAUUCCAGCGUGAGCCGCAAUGAGCCCUUUGAGUUUGCACUCGGCAAAGGCCGCGUCAUCAAAGCCUUCGAUAUGGGAGUGGCCACCAUGAAGCUGGGUGAGCGCUGCUUCCUGACAUGUGCUCCCAAUUAUGCCUAUGGCGCUGCCGGCAGUCCGCCAACCAUUCCGCCAGACUCUACGUUGAUUUUUGAGCUGGAAAUGCUGGGGUGGAAGGGCGAGGAUCUGAGCCCAAACCAAGACGGAAGCAUUGACCGCAUCAUUUUGGAGCCGAGCGAUAAGAAGCGGUCUCCCAGCGAUGGCGCCUUCGUCAAGGCCCACAUUUCUGGUACAUUCGAGGGAAGAGUAUUUGAGGAUCGUGAAGUUGAGUUUGACUAUGGCGAGGGCAGCGCCAUCGGUCUUGUGGAUGGCGUUGAGAUUGCCCUGGAGAAGAUGAACAUAGGAGAGACUUCAAGAAUCAAGAUUAAACCAUCGUAUGCAUUUGGCGGCACUGGCAAUGAGGCAUUUAAGAUUCCACCCAAUGCCACAGUCGAGUACAAGGUGAAGCUUAUCGACUGCGGCAAGGGUCUGGAGGAGUGGAAGCUGAGCGACACUGAGCGCAUUGAUGAGGCCAAGGUGUACAAGGAGAAGGGCACCAACUACUUCAAGAAGGAGAACUGGGGCCUGGCCAUCAAGAUGUACACCAAGUGCAAGAAUCUGUUACCCAACAGCGCCGACACCAACGAGGAGGUAAAGAAGCUAAAGGUGGCCACACACAGCAACAUUGCCCUGUGCCACCAGAAGUCCAACGAUCACUUCGAGGCCAAGACAGAGUGCAAUGCUGUGCUCGCCCUGGAGGCAAACAAUGUGAAGGCCCUCUAUCGUCGCGGACAAUGCAAUCUGAUCAUUAAUGAGCUGGAAGAUGCCCUGGAGGACUUCCAAAAGGUUAUUCAAUUGGAGCCUGGAAACAAGGCCGCUGCCAAUCACGUGGUCAUCUGCAAGCAGAAGAUUAAGGAGACAAAGGACAAGGAGAAGAAGCUGUAUGCCAAUAUGUUCACCAAGCUGGCGGCCAACGACAAAGAGACCGAACCACCACGGGAAACAGAUGUGCUCAGCAAAUGCGGAGAAUGGUCCGAAGAGGAUGCCAAACGCGAGGCUGAUCUAACGCUAGAGCGCGACAAUAUAAUAAUGAUCUAGUCGAGA